Molecule: messenger RNA, 5353 nt
Organism: Physcomitrium patens
Lineage: Eukaryota; Viridiplantae; Streptophyta; Bryopsida; Funariales; Funariaceae
Source: RefSeq, a predicted model, not a curated record
CCGGGCCCGUCCUUCAAUCCCCGCUUGGUGCUGCUGUUGAACAGGCUACUUGCUGCCAGCACUCGGCCUGAUAACCAAUCUCUGUCUCAUUUCGUCGACGACUGAGUUACUUCUAUUGGUACAUUGGCUUAGACUUCGGGUGCAGUUGAUCUUGUCACUGUUCUCACACCUGAUAGCAGUCUUAACAGUGGCAGGGGGGGUGGUGCAGUUCGUCACGGCCGGUUUAGUCAACAUCGUCGCCCUGCAGGCCAGCUGACUGGAGAAAACGAAGAGUUGCGACAGAGAGCUAGAGAGAGAGCGAGAGAUAGGAAGAGUGUGUAUAGGGAGGAAGCGAGGUCCUGCGUUUGCGAGAGAAGGGAAAGGGUUGCAGAGAGGGGGAGGAAGAAAAGUCGGACUCACAGCCAGCCGAAGUGGCCCAUGCUGUUGGCUUCUUGGUUGCCCUGGGCGGUUGCAGGGCUCUAUAGUGUGUUUCCCGCAUUGAUAGGGCGUGGAAGUGGUGUGACAAGGGCGAUUUGUGGAAGAUUUUAAUGUGCAGAAGAAAAUAGUGGAUCUUUCAAGUUCAGGACAGGGAGGGAUAGUGACAGGCAUCAUCAAGAAGGGAUAUCUCGUUAGCGGCAAACUUUCAAAGGUUUCUGCAUGGAGUGGACCGCGAGCGAUAUCACUCUGACUAUUGUCUAUUGUUGUGAUCGUAAUGCGAUAUUAACAGUCUAUGGUUUUCCCGCGUAUUCUCAUACUCCCAGUCUAUUCGGAGGUGAAGCACAAGAUAGUGGAAGCUGGUCCGAGGAAAUUCCGGUUGUGUAGUCUCACGCAAACUCUGCUUAGGGUGACGGGGCCCAGUGUCUUAAGAGCCGAUGGCGAGUUAUCCUUUUCGACAUGGAUAUUCUUUCGCGGCAGGGUGUUAACAUCGGCUCCAUGUUGAUACGGAACUUAUCGAUUAAGCUCAUGGUCCAUGACGUCAUGAUUCCGCCUAUGCUGGCUCUGAGCUAUCUCUUCUCCCGGCUACAGCGCUGCUCUUUAAUUUAUUCAGCAGCAACGAUGACAGCAGCGCCCGUAUGGUCUUUGCGUUAAGUAGUUUCUUUGUCAAACCAACAAUCGACGCUCAAAUAGCAAGCUUUGGAUUAAUAUGUUCACUUGUUGUAGUCAAUGUGAGAUAAGCGAGAUUCGAUCGCGGCUUGACAUCACCUGAUUAGAACCACAGCGGAAACUGAGGAGCUUUCUUGCCCCUGACAGUUGUCGUUGCGACUUGAAGGUGCUUGUUCAGAUUCAAUUUAUGACGCCAUUACAUCGUCUGGAGUUUGCGAUGGUUUUCUAUUCGAUUUGUGCUUGUGUUUGACCGAUUUACUAGGACUUUUCUCUAAUCGCAGUAAAGGACGGUGUACAUAGGCGUUCGUAAGCACAAUUCCAAGCAGAAAGAAAGCAGAAACAUGGGGUCCAAAAGAACAGAAGAAGUAUUGUUGCAUCAGAUUUCGCUCCCAGCUCGGAGAGACUAUCAACUCCGAAGCUGCUCCAUGAAGGCAAACGCCUUAAAUAUUUCCUCUUCGCAGCUGGUGGCUCGCGCAUUUCAAAAUGCCAGGGCAAUAAGCUUCAAUGCUUCGCACGCUGAGGUUCCAUUCGUCUUGAAUCAGGCUCCCAAUCAACGUGCUUUCUUCAGUGGUCCUCUAUCCAGCCAGGCCACCGCCAUGGACCUUCCUGUCCGUGCAGGUACCACUGCUUGCGGUCAUGUCCGUGAGGGUAGUGAGAGCGAGGCGUCGUUUGCUACGGCUGGUAGUAUGGGUCACAGCGAUGAUCUCUCAGAGGUUAGUCAAGAACAAUCGAAAGAUACUGUACGCCGUGCGUUGGACAGAACGGCCCUCAUUAAGGAGCAACACACAAGCACGAGGAGCAUUCAAUCUUUGAACAAAUUGGUAAGAGCAGACAAUUUUUCGGGAGCUGUGAAACCUUCGAACAUACUUACUACUAGACGAGCUGUAAGUGGAGACCUGGGAACGCCAAAGUUGAGCGUGGACACCCGAGCUCGUAGUACUGAGAGUAGGGGAGGAACAAGGUCGAGCUUUAACAACCGAGGUCGGAGCAGUGAGGUUACAAGGGCAUCACGGUCGAACUUGGACAACCGAGCUGAGAGUAGUAAAAUCAUGAGGACGUCAAGGUCUACUUUGGACAGCCGAGGCCGUGACACUGACGUUUUGCUUGCUUCUCUGGUAGCUAAUCCUUUAAAAAUGAAUUCACAAAGUGGUGCGAAAGUGAGCAACGCUGAUAUUGGAUCAAAAUCAAGAGAGAAAGGAUCAGGAGAGAGCAGACGAAGACCUACAGCAUCCAUAGCUUGGGACAGCUUAAACAAGUCUCAAGAAAACAGCCCUCAGCAUGAACUUGCGGCUAUUCCAUUCAAGUGGGAGGAGGCCCCAGGUAAGCCCAUCACCAUUGCCGCUGCCGCUGAGAGAGCAAUGGCAAGGCAGUUUCUGAAGCAGGGCGGUGAGUCAAGAAGCCCUCAUGUGCAGAAAGAGACAGCGAGGAAAGUGCGUACAGUAGCAAUAUCGCCUUGUGAAGGAGCGGAAAUGUCAGGGCGUGAGAUGGUCUCAUCUCCUAACGGGAUGCUUACAUCCCCUAACAGCAGUUUCAGGAGCAGCCAUCGAUUUUACGCGCGCAACGCUCUCGGAGAAAAAAGUUUUGGCCCUCGAAAUAGCGUGGACAGCGCGCAUGUCAUAUCAGAGGUGGAGACCGAAGCCCACAUUGAUCUCGUGGCCCCAGCUGCUGCCAAAUUUCUCGUGGAGAAUUGGGUUUCGCCCAACGUCACACCUGAGCCCAACCUGACCACUACGAUCCCUUUCCAAUGGGAAGAAGUACCUGGUGUUCCAAAGGUCGAUGAGGAGGCAAUUAGCAGCAAGCCCGUUCAGCUCCAAUUACCACCUCGGCUCAUCGCUCCCCCACCCAUGCCAGUAGAUUCCAUGUCCAAGGAGGAGAUGAGAGGCAGACAACGAACACGCUCCAUGAGCGGUCCCCUCGCAGGUUACUACCCCCACACCUCCCCAGCACGGAGACGACAACAACAGCAAUCCCCUCCCGUCAUGCGCUCCUGCUCGCCUUCCAAGAGGUCUAUCUCUCCUUCCAAGAUUCAAGCCUUGGCUAAACACUUCACUCGCAAAGCUUCUCCCACGAGACGUACCGAUAAUUCGUGGGAGGCCCAAAAUUGGACCGGCGCUGGGAACAGAAAUCAUCGCCAUCGCUACACACAUGAUUCCAGCUCGGGUCCGUCAGAGGACUUACGAGAUAGGGAAGUUAGCCCUUACGAUGCACUCGGAAGGAGCGUUUCAGGGGCGAGAGCGAUAUCCGAGUUCGCAACUUCUCAGCAAGAUGAGCCCAGAAUGCGCGCUGCCCGCAGCUUCGCUUCUGGUCCUCUCGAUUCAUUUGCUAAACCAUCUAAUGCCCGAUACAGUUCUCCCUCAAAGAGAUCAAUAUCUCCAUCCAGGAUACACGCCCUUGCAAAACAACUGAAUUGCAAGGCAUCGCCCGAGGUGACCACCUUACAAGAAUCACACUGGCCUUUGUCCAUGAAACAUGAGGUCAGGCGUCCGAACUCCUUCACGCUAGCGCAAGUCUCUGUUUCCCUUGACCGAGGGAACGUCAAUGCUGGAGCGGCCACGGAGAGCUUUAAGCGCCAAGGAACAACACCCCGCGAAGCAAUCUCCUCUAAUCCUCAUGAUUGGGUUGAGAAGCCCCAAGAAUUACGACGUGAUCCAUGGUCGCCCACGAGUAUUCUUCAAGGCCCAAAUGACGACAGCGAAGCCCACGCUUCCGGCCCCUCAUCAGCCUCCGACAUGGACACGCAGACUCAAUCCUCGACUCAGGCAACCACUCCUGUCUCCGUUACCCUUUCAAAAUCCCUCUACAAAUCGUUAUCCCGUGUAUCAUAUGAAUCGUUUGAGCACUCGUUCACAGAGCCUACAAGUCCUGGCCACGGAUGUCCACCAACUGCCGAGGAUGCAGAAUCGAAUUCUCCGCUUGGUUCUCCCUAUCUCGGCCCAACUUCUGCAGAUUAUAGAGGAAAAGUAUCUGUAGGAGGAGCUGCCGAAGGAGUGAAAGCCAUCAUCAAAAUGUGUAGGUCAGGGUCCACAUGGAGGAAGAGCAAGACGCACAGCCCUGAGAUGUGGGCUCCCACGCUCGCAUCCUAUUUCCAGUGUUUGGAGGCUACAAUGAGCAAUCCUGGUAAUUCUCGAAUCGGCGUGAUAACACAUGUGGAUAAGCAAGAAGGGGAUAGUAGGGGACAUGGAUCAGCUCAGUGUCUGUCCGAGUUGAAUGAAUCGCAAACAAGACUGCCUUACACAAUGCCCUCUAACGUCGAGCAGAAAUUGGCUCACAAGGACUCUUUUGAUUCUUCUCAAGCCGAGUUCACAAUGUGCCUUGGGGUGAAGCUCUCACCCGCAAGAUUUGUGUCAAGAGGGGAAAGUUACUCGAGCAUGGAGCGAGUAAUGGCAUGGAGCGAACGGCAUUCGGGUCGCCCGACAAAUCACAUAGAGGAUGGAUAUCGCUCCCCAGCUUAUGCCGCGACAUUGGAGCUUUUGUCUCCGUCUACAGAGCUGACGAGUAAGAAGAAGAGGGUUAUAGGAUCAUCGAGGAGAGUCAAUUUGGUUAAGCCAAUUUCAAACACAAGAAGGAGAUCACACUUCGUGGAUGCUAUGUGCAAAUCAUUGAAGAGUGCAUUGUAUAAGUGUGCCAAACGAUGCUGCCGUGAGACAGUGAAGCUGCAGUAUAACGAAGAACCUGUCCUUCCUAAAACGGAAUUCAGUUUCUAUAAGCCAAAUUGAUUGUUCGAGCUGACGGAACGAGUACAAAUAGGUGCUGAAAAAUUCCCAAUAAUUUACUUGAAGUCAUUCAACUACUGUUAUACUAGACAAGCCCAACCAACUCUAAAGAGUAUGAGCUGUGGAAGUUGGUAGGUAUUGAUGUUUUCUAAAACUGGGGCAGUCUACAUGUACAAAUUAUUGGUGUCUUUGGACUCUUUUAGACAGACUGUACUGGAGCCAGCCUAUUUUCGUCAUUGAGGUCCUGUGUUUCGUCCAACUUUGCAUCGUGCACUCGCCACUCUGGCACAUUAGGGUUGUGGGAUAUUUGCACAUUUUUUGCUUGUCUUUUCAUUAUUUUCGGACAGAUUGUUUUACGACACCAACCAGGGAGGUUCCUUCCAGAUAUGUAGAAAUCACUUCAUAUCUCGCUUCACAAUUAAGUGGCAUUUGCACAUGCACAUACAUAUCCAACAUUGAUGUGGAAAGACUAGAUAAAGAAAUUUAUAACGAGGCCCUUGGAUUCAUUGUAUUUCGUAGAUUAUAUCAAUGCAUGGGAAUAAAUCGUUUUUGGUAUU